GCCAAUGGAUGAUGCCUUUGAACCCCAUUUCUUUGUGGAAGAAAAGUUUCAAGAUCAUUAUUUUCUCUGUUCUCUUUCAAAGAACGUCUUUUCUGUCAAAGGCCGCAGAAGAUGCACCCAGAAAGCCCCACUGGAGACCCAGGAGAAAAAGAACAGAAGAAAGAUCCCAAAUUAUUACCUUUUGUACAGUCUCAUUCAGACUCUGGCCCAGGCCUUGAACUCUGCCUAUUCCUCCAGAUGGAGGAGGGGAAGGAAGGAGGGCGAAGGGAGGUUGGGGGCUCCAAGGCUGCAGCCGUGGCAGUUCCAUCCUUUCCUGCAGAAGAAUCAGUUUUACAAUAUUUCUCAGAGGAAACUCUACUUGGAUCAAAAUGGAGAUGUAGCAGCAGAUCUGGGAAUUGUGAGCUGGUUGAUUCUCCCCAAGGGGGAUCCCAUCAAACUUCGAAUGGGGGCUUUGCAAAGACAGAGACUUAAUAUCUUCCAAGAUGCUCUUUCACAGCUAAAGUUGCUCAACAAGUCCCUGCCUCAGUCCAAAUGUGUGGAAAGUUGCCAUCCUGGAUUUGUCAAGAGGGCUCGAGAAGGAGAGCCAGUUUGCUGCUAUGAUUGUGUUCCUUGUCCGGAGGGGACCUUCUCCACUCAAAAAGGUACACAUCUGGAACUGCUGGAUGGCCUUAUGGUGUGA
This is a messenger RNA of Pantherophis guttatus, 679 nucleotides long. The record is from RefSeq and is a predicted model, not a curated record. Lineage: Eukaryota; Metazoa; Chordata; Lepidosauria; Squamata; Colubridae.